AUGGAAGACUUUGAAUACAGCGUGGAGAUCUGUGACCGCGACUGGGAAUGCUUCUUUGCAGAGUGCGAGGAGUGCAACCUGCUUCCUCCGUCGUUAGCAGGGCUGGACUCUGGGAUGAGUGACUUUGAUGAAAAAGGCUCCAAACUAAAGAUGUUUCGCAAAGUCGACCUAUUGUCCGGCGUUUCAGAGUCUGACCGACCCAUCGACGGCCCCCCAGACUGCGAGGGCUCUCCUGUGGAGCAUUACCUCAGCAAACGUGGCGCCGGUGCAAUGGAGAGCGUCCUGUCAGGCAGUGAGGAGGACACACACCUGCAGUCUGUCAAUAUGUUCUUUGAAAGACUGAAAAAUCUUUCAGAGACCGAGAGGCUUGCUGAGCCAUGCCAAGAGAGAGCGGGAGGAAACGGAGGGGCAGCCGCGGAGGAGGAACAGUGUAGUGAUGGGCACCGAUCCAGGGGCGGCACUUUGCCAAAAAACAUCCCCAAGUCAAACUCUCCGCCUGCCGGGGGGGAAACAGCAGUUGGCGCAGAGACGCCGAGGCCUGUCGACGCCAUCAGCAAAAUAAACACAAAGAAAAAAGUUGAGUCUGGCUCCAGCGUUUCCUCUGACUCUGCAGCCAGUAACUCCGUGCUCAAAACCAACAUGUCAGCCAACCCUGAAACAGAGUUAUUUAUGAGAGGAGAGGCCUGCACACAAACACGGUGGAAUCAGAUUUGUGACUUACCGGAACCAGAAACACCUCUGAAGGAUACUAAGCAGGAGCAUUUCUUUAUAAGUCAAUUCACAGAAAGUGAUCAGUGCAACAAGUAUUUGCCCGGCAAUGCAGAAAUGGUGACACGGAUUAAACGCAAGGAAGAACACAACCCUGUUUUUCGUGUAGACGCAACAGGCCUAAACAAAUCAGCAAGCCCACAAUCCUCUCCAUCGGCCUCCAUCAAGAGAAAGAGGAGGAAGAAGAGACGACUCGGCUUUGAGUCGGCCGACAGUGCCCACGGCUACGAGAGGCGGUUCUUAGUGAAGCCGAGCGACUCAGAGGAGGAGCAGUACUCGGGAAGAGGAGGAACGGGUCUGUGCUUACCUGACGAUGUGAAUUUAUUUUAUUCAAACUCACCACAAAACAAUGUUGUGUCCUCUUUAUACUCAGUCUCAAGCCGUCUUCCAGUGAGGACAUCUGCUGAGGAGAUCAAAACAAAUGAUUGCUGUCAUAUUGUUCCGCCCGGUGACAGUCGAUACAAACACCCACUCAGACGGGAAAGGUGUAAAGUAGCAACUUUGGCUGAAAAUCAUGCAACAAAUAAUAAGUCUGUUGCACCCUGUGUCGACAAUGCAAUAUCAGCGACAAGCAGCCGUGUUAAUGUGGAAACAGAUUCACAGCCAUGCAUGAAAUUACAAGUUGGAGAAUUAACAGAAUUGAAUAAACAUCCUUGGUUGGGGGUUUCCGUUCCCGGCCGUGUGACUGUUCGAUCAGACAGAAAAACAGCAAACAGUGCAGACAGUCUCCACGAGGCUGAUAGGGCGAGUCAUUCGAUCAGUGGUCGUGAAAACGGGCACAACCUUAAGUGUUGUGCAGCCGAGGUCAAAUCAAUCACUCGCAGUAUUUCACCGAGCGCAGAGUCAGAUGAUCGCGCCGUGGGAGUCGGCCAAAACGACAAACUAUCCGAGGCUAACUCAGUCCUGGCUGCAGAGGCUGGAAACUCAGUCAGAGAGGACAGCACACCGUGUCACGGACCGGCUGAGUCCCAACAACAGCUGGAAAUCGAGCGUCAUGACACAGACCAGUUAAGCUCCGCUCUGGACAACACAAAACCACAGCAAUUCAACACCACAGCCCUUCCAUUCAUACUAGAGAUUUCCAGUGAGGUGACCUUACCCGAUACCUUACCUUUUGCCUCCGAUUUAGACAUAAAUAAUACAGUACAGCAAACGGAGCGCCCUCUGGAGGUUCAGGCUUUGUCCAAAUUAGCUCAAUUAGCAGCAUCUCGGUUAGUGUCUCCUGGGAAUCCCGGCCCAUCUGUGGAAAUCAUCAGUCCGAGAGAAAUCAAAUUGUUCACCUCUAAAGACGUAAUAACAAGUCCUUCACUUAUUACAUCAUUAUCAUCCCUGCUCACAGAAUCCGGAGCGCCACUCUCAAAUGAAGACAUUGCUGACCUGUCUGGUAGCUUCUCUUCAUCUGUCAGACAAAAUGAGUCUGGAGGUCAAACAGAAAAAAAAACACUGAUGUUGUUUACACACAAGGACGGAGAAGCUGAAUCUGGACCUAAAAGAUGGUCCGAAUCAAGUUACUCAACAGAAUCUAAGUGGGAUUCACUGGACGGAGCAUGGGAGGCUGAAUGUGAACCUGAAAACGCACCAGAUUCAAAACACUCAGUGUUUGCCAUGUCUUCUUUUUGGAGGGAGAUGGAGAAGCUGACGAUAAAUGACAUUCUUGGAUUACGAUCCGUGCCACCUCUUCCAGAAAGUCAGGAAACAGACGCGUCUGCUUUAACUGAUUCAGGUUUUUUUACACAAUCAGAUGAGUCCAAGCUCAAACAAACCAGUGAGCACAUGCCCAGUGUUCCUGAUCUUGAAAAAUCAAGUUUAGGUGCUGUUCUGGGAGCUGAUUCUUCCCUUUCGAGAAGUGUUCUAUGGGAGAGUGAACCUGUGCUGAUGAGUCUAGGUUCAGAUACUUGCACAGAUAAUACAAUGAUGACGUCUGUGAGUAACAUUUCUCAACCAGUCUUCUCUGGAAAUGCACAACAGAGCCACAGAAAGAUUUCCAAAACCUUAAGUGGGCACAAUCUAGCUGCUCUGUAUUCUGACUCAUUCAGCUCCAGGUUGAAAGGCCAAACGUUACAAACCCUAGAUGAAGAAGGAUCAGAAAAGUUUGAAUGUCUCUUUGAGGAUAAGACACCAAAGCAAGCGGACAUGGAUUCUCCACCUUCCUCUUGGACAGAUGGCUACAGAAUCUCGGUUUCCGAUAUUUUCCAGUACCUCUUUGGUGGAAAGCCGUCGAUUCCCAGCCAACCAGCCAAAGAAAAUGUAACUACCUUCUACGCUGAUGGAAAUUCUGUUUCUGAAAAUUAUGAUCACUUUUUCUCAGAGUACGAUACAGAAACCUUCUUCUGCCCUCUCUUCUCAGCGGAGGAUCAGACCAAAGGUGAGCAGGUGCAUAUCUGUUCCUACUCACGCUCAGCUUGUAGAAAUCUACAGUUCCCUGAGGCGUAUGAGGGCUUCUUUGCAUCCUCCUCUCCUGAUGAUUCGUCAGUUGAAUCUGAUGAAGAGGACAACUGUAGACCUGUCAGGGUGGUGACCAGGUUUACCCACAACGCAAACUCAUCCCAGAUUUCGACAGACAUUUAUGACCAUUUCUUCACAGACAGCGACCUGAGAGAGAACUUCUUCUGGAAAGCAACGCUCUCUUUCAGGAAUGUGAAUUUUUCUCGUAUCACGGUGAAGAAGCAGACUCUCCCAAGCUCCCAAACGUCUCAUGUACCUGUGAGGCAAAGUGGCAGAUCCCUUCAAAGGACACUUUAUCCCAGUAACGCUGUGCGGAAUCAAGACGUGAUGUUUCCUGAUCCACUUCACUACUACCUGGAGGACAGGAUCUCCAGACAGCAGGCGCUGCAGCCUUUCAGAAAUGAGGGUUUACAGACGGCUGUUUCAAAUCCAAGGCUGGAUUCCUUGCUCCUGCCACUCCGACAGUCAGACAUGUGUCUGGUUUGUAUCGCCUUCGCUUCAUGGGUACUGAAGACCGCAAACCCACAAGUUGGAGAUGCCUGGAAAGCUGUUCUGUUGGCAAACGUAAGUGCUCUGUCAGCAAUCCGAUACCUGCGUAAGUACGUCAAGAUGGAGGCGGCCGCCAACGAGAAGGAAUUACUCUGCUCUCGAUACACGUCACCAGUGAAAUUAUCAAUUUUCCCAUGAAUCCUGGAUCUGAGUCACUGAGGGCCUUGAUCCACUGAGGAAUAUGACACAUGUUUAAUGUGCUGCUCCGUGAUUGAACUGUAACUCCUUUAUUAACCCAAGUUUCACUGACGCCCUCAUAGAAUGGAAAGAGUUUUGUUUAAUAACAGCUGUUUUGCUUCUGCAGGGCGAGAGGAGACAUGUGUUUUUAUCAGACAGGAGACUUUACAGGUUUGAGACAUUUGUAAAUAAGGUUUCAGGGAGUGAGAUUAGCAGCAGAGCCCGGCUGAGCUGACGAUGUUUGAUGAACUUGUGAUGAAUGGAUUAACUUGAAUCCCUGACAAACAAUUUAAAUGGAGCUGUUGGAGCAUGUUUUGUUUCAACUAGUUUUAUGUAGCAGCUGAUUUUAUCUAAAGUGACUAUGUUGACUAUUUCAUGAUGUGAAUGAGAUCAUAUCUGUUGCAACAUUUUUCACUGUAACAGAACCCCCAUAGUUGUUAUUGUGUAAUUGUCAUUGAUUGUCAUCUUUGCCAGUGUUCUUAUUAUGUAUUUUAUGAAGGGCAUUUGAUUGUCAUGAUUGAUGAUUUAUAGAAGACUGUACAGUAUUUGAUCUAAGUUGCUCUGUGAGCUGUUCAUAUUUCGUGGAUCGACGUCAGUUUAGCAACAUUAAAUUGAAUUG
Molecule: messenger RNA, 4558 nt
Organism: Platichthys flesus (European flounder)
Lineage: Eukaryota; Metazoa; Chordata; Actinopteri; Pleuronectiformes; Pleuronectidae
Gene: perm1a
Product: PPARGC1 and ESRR induced regulator, muscle 1
Exons: 3
Coding region: 1-3900 (1299 amino acids)
Biological process (GO): regulation of DNA-templated transcription; response to muscle activity
Cellular component (GO): nucleus; cytoplasm
Source: RefSeq, a predicted model, not a curated record